AUGGUUCUACACUACCUUGAAUUCAUCCUUGGUCGACUACUGUACUCGAUCCGUGGCCAUGAUUCGGGUCAGAUCAUCAAUUGCUUGGCCUUCAAAGACAUUCCUGAGCCAAACAUGACCCUUGAAGCACCCGACGUCGGCCCCUCCGGCUCUAAGCUACCUCUACAAUGUACCAGCAAGGCCAAAGAUGGAAAGGGUUGCCUUCCUGAACUACACUGGACUGCUCCAAACUGUCGCGAGGAAGUUAAAGAGUAUGUGCUCCUCUGUGAAGACCUCGACCCACCUAUUCCCUUCCUUGUCUUCCAUCACGGUCUCCUUUGGGCAAUUCCUGCCACGACUACUACGGCCAAACCUGCGAACGUCAAGCCUUCCGAACACGCCAAGAUCUCCCGCCUGACCGUUGCUGGUUGGCGCUUUGUGCCCAACAUGCUCGGACUGCCAUAUAUCGGUGCUGGUGCACCUCUCGGUCAUGGAACCCAUCGCUACGUUUUCACUGUCAUCGCUCUCAAUGAGCCGCUGAAGUUCAAGGCUCCUGAGAAGGUCAGCAAGAAGGAUAUCAAGCGUUCUAUCGCUGGCAAGGUCAUCGGUUGGGCCCAGUGGACUGGCACCUUUGAGAAGCCCUGGCCCAACUAG
Messenger RNA from Penicillium coprophilum, 633 nucleotides. Its product is annotated as YbhB/YbcL family Raf kinase inhibitor-like protein. The transcript has a single exon. The record is from RefSeq and is a predicted model, not a curated record. The coding region runs from base 1 to 633 and encodes 210 amino acids. NCBI's taxonomy places the organism in Eukaryota, Fungi, Ascomycota, Eurotiomycetes, Eurotiales, Aspergillaceae.